UCGUAAACAUACUAUGCAAAUCCCCCUUACAAAUCAAGCUCAAACUCCAUCCCGCAUGCUUCGCCAGCGCAUGUAGCAUAUGAUCCAAAAAUCCAAUCCCCGAAUUAAUCGAAAUGGUCUGGCUUUUGCUAGCUUGUGAAGCAUGGCCUUCGGAUCCAGAAAGCAGUUUUGGGUCGGUGUCGUUGGGGAAUGCGCCGCCGUCGAGGUUGAUGGCGAGGAUGAUUUUCGUUUCGUUGGUAUCGCGUGCCAGUGCUGCCGAGCGGACUCGAGGGGGGAUACUGGAUUCACCCAUUUUGGUAAUUGUCGGUGCUGGUAUUUGUUUGUGAGAGCGAUGGAUAUUGAAAUUUAGGACGAUGGCUGCGAUGUCGGGGCAGCUUCGGGAUUUUGGGGGAACCCCUGUCUGUGCUGUCCAUGACGUUCUGAAUUCUUGGUCUGCUUUUUCAACGUACAAGUUAAGCUUCUUCAGCACGAGAUCACACGACUUCUGACUUCUUAUAUUGAUAUUGCAAGGAGAGCUCAAUGGUACUACGACGAUGAAACAACAUACUACUGGCGGGCUGAAUAAUGAGGAUGCUCAAGGAGCUGCUUGGGAGGGUGGAAGAGGUGCCGUGAUUGGUGCUGCCAAAGUAUGCAUGGCCUGACUUGUAAGAGACGAAAAGGUUGAGAAGCUAACGAGUUGUCUAGUGGGGAGUUGUAUUUGGUGGUCUUGGUGGAUUGGGAUAUGCUAUGUCUCCUAUCUAUAGAGGAUUGACAAUUCAAUUCAAGGUGUAAGUGCUAAAGUCCAUCUCGAGUAUGUAUUGCAAUGCUAAGAAAUCCAAGGUUCAUUCAGAUGUCCGGUAAGACCCCUCAGAUAUCCCGUAUUUAUAUGGUGUACUUGGGAAUGCUAACCUUGGCAGGUAUGAUCAUGGGUGCUUGCUUAGAAGCAGAUCGUAGGAUCCGAGAAUUUGAAGUAAGAGUUAGAAUGCAGAAACGCAUCAUGAGAGACCGCGCUGCAUGGGAGAGAUAUGAACGAGAAUUUGAGGAACCAACUCAGGAAAAACCAAAAUGAUACCAACAUUGUAACAGCAAUUCCGGG
Molecule: messenger RNA, 1075 nt
Organism: Hymenoscyphus albidus
Lineage: Eukaryota; Fungi; Ascomycota; Leotiomycetes; Helotiales; Helotiaceae
Source: the annotation of a GenBank genome assembly